Hevea brasiliensis (rubber tree) is the source of this 1280-nucleotide messenger RNA. RefSeq lists its product as uncharacterized. Gene Ontology annotation, molecular function: starch binding. The record is from RefSeq and is a predicted model, not a curated record. Gene Ontology annotation, cellular component: membrane. The transcript has 4 exons. The coding region runs from base 85 to 1068 and encodes 327 amino acids. Lineage: Eukaryota; Viridiplantae; Streptophyta; Magnoliopsida; Malpighiales; Euphorbiaceae.
UUGAAAUUCUUCAUUCUUACCAAUACAGAUACUUGCAUUGCAUCUCGGGCAAUCCAAGAUCUUUCUCCUUUUUCUUAACCACUAAUGGAGGCUAUAACUGGCUUUUCCGCUAAGAUCUUUGCAAUAAAUGGCAACAAAACUGCAUCACCCUCAACGUUAACUCAACUGGGUCGAUCUGCCUUUGCCUUUUUACCAUCUCCAACUUUCAAGAAACUACACAUUGAUCAUUUGGUUUCAUUUCGAUCCAUCGCUAAAUCUCAUGUGGCAUCUGGUGCUGCUGAGGUGUCAGACAUGGAAAAUGCUGUGGCUGGAAUCCCAAAAAUACAAAGAUCAAAGACUGCACAUGUGAAAUUCCAGUUGCAGAAGGAAUGCAUGUUCGGUGAUCAGUUUCUUCUGGUGGGUGAUGACCCAAUUCUUGGUUUGUGGAAUCCUACAAAUGCUGUACCAAUGAACUGGUCAGAUGGGCACAUUUGGAGUGUUGAAUUGGAUGUACCUAUUGAGUCCACUAUCCAAUUCAAGUUCAUCAUCAAGCAAAGCAAUGGAGAUAUGUUUUGGCAGCCUGGCCCAGACAGAAUUUUCAAGAGCUGGGAAAGCAAGGGCACUGUUAUUAUUGCAGAAGAUUGGGAAAAUCCUGAAGCUCAGAAAAUUACAGAGGAGCUUCAUCAAAUGGAGGAACUCAUGCCUAAUAUAAACAAUGGCUUAAUGUUUUCAGGUAACAUUGCCUAUGCAGAAGACAAACUGAACGUUAGCAGUGACUUCUUCACCAGAGAAGGUACAACCUAUCCAGUAGAGGGACAUCUAAAUACUUCAAACGAGAGCCUCAAGUCAGAAGAAUCUGUGGGAGACAUAAAAGAGGACCCAAUGAAGAAAAACAAUGCUAGGGCACUAACUGUCAAGAACCCCAUGACUGUUGAGGAUGAAGAAAACAGGUUCGGUUAUGAAGAUGGUUGUGUUCUUGUACCUGGUUUGACGCCUAUGCAGGUGGUGCCUAGGGAAGAAGCACUCUCUAGGGAACUGGGAUCCAUAAUUGGCGAUGCUUCAAUUGGAGUUGAUGCAGCUAUGGAGUAGAAGAUGCCUCAAGUACCUUUUUAUGAACCAAAAUGUUCAUUCCCUUCCCUAUGUCUUUGGUAGCCAGAAGCUCCAUCCAUUCUCAUUACAUAUUAUUUCUGCUGAUCUAAAGCUUGAAAAUGAUUUGCGUAAAUAUGGAUCUUGUUUGGCUUUUCUAUCAUCUUUGACUCUUGGUUAAAUAUAAUAUUGAAUUUGUUGUUUGUUGGGACAAA